Molecule: messenger RNA, 1772 nt
Organism: Eublepharis macularius
Lineage: Eukaryota; Metazoa; Chordata; Lepidosauria; Squamata; Eublepharidae
Gene: GFAP
Product: glial fibrillary acidic protein
Exons: 9
Coding region: 1-1341 (446 amino acids)
Biological process (GO): regulation of chaperone-mediated autophagy; intermediate filament organization
Cellular component (GO): intermediate filament; cell projection; cytoplasm
Molecular function (GO): structural constituent of cytoskeleton
Source: RefSeq, a predicted model, not a curated record
AUGGAGGGACAGAAGCUGUCAUCCUAUGGGCGACGCUUUGGCUCCCAAGCCACCUCUGUCCAUCAGGCUCUGAGGUUCUCACCUGGCCGCAGGUACCUUCCAUCAAAUCCCACUACCCGGUUCUCUGUCACCAAGAUGAAGACGGCUAGCCUCAGCUUCCGUGCUGGUCCCAAAUUUUCUCCAGACAAGGUGGAUUUCUCCUUGGCAGAUGCCCUCAACACAGAAUUCAAGGAGACUCGCACCAAUGAGAAGGUGGAGAUGAUGGAGCUGAAUGACCGCUUUGCCAGCUACAUCGAGAAGGUCCGCUUCCUGGAGCAACAGAACAAAGUUUUGGUGGCCGAGCUCAACCAAAUCCGGGACAAGGAGCCCACCAAGCUGGCUGACAUCUACCAAGAAGAGCUGAGGGAGCUUCGCCGCCAAGUGGAUCAGCUCUCCAGUUCCAAGGCCAGGCUGGAGAUUGAGAGGGACAAUCUGGUGGAGGAUCUCAAUAAUCUCCGGCAAAAGUUACAGGACGAGAUUAAUCUGCGUCUGGAAGCUGAAAACAAUUUGUCUUCCUACAGACAGGAUGUUGAUGAUGCAGCAUUGGUCCGCAUAGACCUGGAACGGAAAAUUGAAUCCCUGCAAGAGGAGAUCAACUUCUUAAAGAAAGUCCACGAUGAGGAGCUGCGAGAAUUGUUGGAACAGCUGCAGCAGCAGCAAGUUCACAUCGAGAUGGACAUGGCCAAGCCAGACUUGACAUCUGCCCUGCGGGAGAUUCGCAUCCAGUAUGAAUCCAUGGCCUCCAACAAUAUGCAUGAGACUGAGGAGUGGUACAAGUCCAAGUUUGCAGACCUGACUGAUGCAGCAGCUCGAAACAUUGAAGCCCUGCGCCUGGCCAAGCAGGAAGCAAAUGAAUACCGCCGGCAACUGCAGGCCCUCACUUGUGACUUGGAGUCCCUGCGAGGAUCGAACGAAUCUCUGGAGAGACAGUUGAGAGAGAUGGAAGACCGCUAUGCCCUUGAGACAGCCAGCUACCAGGACACGGUGAGCCGGUUGGAAGAAGACACUCGGAGUCUCAAGGAGGAAAUGGCCCGGCACCUCCAAGAAUAUCAGGACCUCCUGAAUGUCAAAUUGGCCCUGGAUGUUGAGAUUGCCACCUACCGCAAGCUGCUGGAAGGAGAGGAAAGCAGGAUCACUAUCCCUGUGCAGACUUUCUCCAACCUUCAGAUCCGAGAAACAAGUCUGGACACAAAAUCUGUUUCUGAGGCCCACCUGAAGAGGAGCAUAGUGGUCAAAACAGUGGAGACCAGAGAUGGUGAGGUGAUCAAGGAGUCCACCCAGGAGCAUAAGGAGGUCGCAUGAAAACGGCAGCCACACAGUAAAGGAGGAUGCCUGUAGCUGUAGGAUGCUAGGAGAACCUGCCUGCCUUUCGAUGCUUCCAUCUCCUGGCCUACAAACAGCAUAUGGAUAUGUGUAUGGAUAUGCAGCGACCACACCAAACAUAUCACCACCGGCUAGAGACAGGAAGCAUUUGCAAAUCUAAUUACGCAAGAGUAAGACUGGCCAGCUGCCAUCCAGCCUGUAGAUUCAGCCUUUUGCAGGCAUCUUUGGGGGCCAGCUCUAGUCUCUUAUCCUGCCUCCUUAAAUUGGCAUGUUAACUUCUCCAACAGAUGUUUAGACCAGACUGUAGCUUGUCUAGAUAUCAACUUAGUCUUGAUGCCAAAAUCUGAUCAAUAAACUUACUAAUAAAUAGGAUCAAAUGUUAUUGUUGAUUAAAGGAAUGUGCUGCAGGA